Molecule: messenger RNA, 1659 nt
Organism: Emiliania huxleyi CCMP1516
Lineage: Eukaryota; Haptophyta; Isochrysidales; Noelaerhabdaceae
Exons: 8
Coding region: 1-1659 (552 amino acids)
Molecular function (GO): protein binding; guanyl-nucleotide exchange factor activity
Source: RefSeq, a predicted model, not a curated record
AUGGCGACUCCGGCCGCCGCCAGCGACUGGAUUCGCUACUGGGACGAGGCGUCCAGCGACUACUACUACCACCGGCCGGCGACGGGAGAGACGAGCUGGGAGCAGCCCGACCGCUGGAUUUGCGGCGAGGGCUACGAUUCGUCGGAGGACUCGGCACGCCGCUCCCGGGCCGGCAGCUCGCUCCCACUGGAGGACGAGGACGAUGUCGACGCGCCCGAGGAGGACCUCUUUGUUGUCCGCGCCUCGCUCAGCGGGCCGCCGCCUCUUCCUGCCGGCGGGCCGCCGCCCCUCUCAUUGGGUGCUCCGCCGCCGCUUCCUGUGGCGGCGGCAGAGCCCUCCUCGGCGCAGCGAGAGGAGCGACGCCGCAGGGUCCUGGGCGAGAUCCUGUCGACGGAGCGGACGUAUGUGGCCGCGCUCCAGACGCUCGAGAAGGUUUACAUGGUCCCGAUGCGUAUGGUCGCCGACGCGGGAGCGAAGGUUGCCAUCUUUUCGCACGCGGACCUGGACACGGUCUUCCUUAAUCUGGACGUCCUCCUGAAGCUGCACGCCCGCUUUCUUGAGCGGCUCGAGCAGGAGGAGGCGAGCGGCCACUUUGGCGCGAUCCUCUCGGGCGCGGCCAAGGACAUCAAGGGCUGCUACACGAGGUACAUCUCCAACUACGCGCAGGCGGAGGCGCACAUCUCCGCGCUCGCGAGCAAGGCGCCCGACAAGCACCGCUACCUCGAGGUGUGCAAGUCGCACCCCGACGCGGGAGGGCUCGACGUGCGCUCCUUCCUCAUCCAGCCCAUCCAGCGCGUGCCGCGCUACCGGCUGCUGCUCGAGGAGCUGCUUGCGCACACCGAGCCGGGCCACCCGGACGAGGCGGACUUGCGGGAGGCGCUCGCCCGCAUCCGCGAGGUGGCCGCCUUCAUCAACGAGGAGACGCGCGUGCUCGAGAAGAGCCUCGUGCGGCAGGGGCGCGCCUUCGUGCGCGAGGGCGAGCUCACCAAGGUCUUCCUCUUCUCCGACCUGCUCGUGUACGGCGUGCCCACCGGGCGCGGCUACGUCCAAAAGGGCCAGAUCCCCCUCGGCGAGGGGACGCGGGUCGAGCGGCUGCCGCGCACGGAGCACCUGACGCACGGGUUCGCCGUCGUCGACGGGCACGGCAAGGGGUACACGUGGCACGGCGAGUCGGAGGCCGAGACGGGGGAGUGGUUCGAGGAGGUGCAGCGGGCGGUUGCGAUCCUUGCGAUGGUGGCGCGGAAGACGGCGCUCGAGCACUUCACGGCGGCCAAGGCGGGCUGCACGCUGAUCAAGUUCAACCACCGCGACGGCCGGUCGAGCCCCCGGUGGGUGCGGAUCUCUGCGGACGGCAGCGCCAUCUGCUGGGGCGACACCAAGUCCAAGGAGUGCAAGUCGAUGAUGGCGCUCUCCAAGGCGGUCGCGCUGAUGCACGGCGCCAAGAGCGCGGCCUUCUACCGCGCGCAGGGCGCCAAGAAGGACCGGGACUGGCUCUGCUUUUCGCUCCUCUUCCGUGGGCGCACGCUCGACUUCGCGGCGACCACCGCCGAGGGGCUCUUCACCUGGUACCUCGCGCUGGCGGCGCUGGUCGGGCCGCGCUCGAGUGAGCCGAUCCUCGACGAGGAGGCGCUGCGCGCGCGCGUCGCGGAGAUGAUCUAG